UUUUAAAAAAACCAUAGACUUAUUCACAUCUUAGAUGUAGUGUAGUGUUGAGUGGUCAAGUUUUUAGUGCGCACGCUUUUUUUUGGAUUAGCAUUAUGUUGAAGCAACAGAUAAUUGUUGCGACACUAUGCCUGCUGGCAUUGCAACAAGUUACUGCUGUUGUGAACAGCGGAUCAUCGAAACCAGAGGACAAGGCGAAGGUCAAUAGUGUAGAAAGUUCUGAAUCGGCCAACGAUUCAGCAAGUUCAAAUGGCGUCUCGGAUUCAGCAGCGGCAGGCACCGAAGAAAAGGCAAACAGAAGGGAAGCUUCGCUAGGUUUGACCGACAGUUAUGGGGCACCACUUCCCAGUGACACCUAUUUACCCACAGGCCCAAGCAACGUUAACUUGCCAGUUCCUGUCUACGGUGUACCCAAUGCACCCUCCAAUAAUAUCGUUUACCCUGCUCCACCACCAGAUAUACCUCCACCGGUGGCUUUACCUUUGCAAACUUAUGGAGUGCCAAAGCCAGUUUUGAACAUCCCCAUCGGCAACAAUUAUGAACCACCACCGGCGUCUAAUUUCAUAACACCACCUGCUACAGGUCUCCUCAACUCCUACGGCCCACCCUCUCUGACUUACGGAUUACCCCACGCCACCCCACCGAAGCUUUUCAACCCCAGGGGUCACAAACCCUCUCACGCCUACGGCCCUCCUAAACCCGUCUAUGGGGCACCUUCCAAACCUUUGUUCCACCCCAAGAAACACUUCCCGAAAGGCAACUACAGGCCCAAGCCGUUCUACGGCCCACCAUCAACCGUCAGCUUCCCAUCCAAGCUCAAAAUCAACAACGGCAACUUCUUGUCCGGCGGCUUCGCCCACGCAUCUUUCGGCCACUCCAGUCACAGCAGUCACGGCAGCCACGGCAGUCACGGUGGCCACGGCCACUCAAUCUCAGCCCAAUACGGCGCCCCACUUGACACAUCCCUCUUAAACGUAGGCUUCGGCUCCCUAGGCUUCGGCUCCUCCGGCGCCGGACACGGCCUUUCCUCUCAGUUCGGCGCCUCCGGUUCCGGCCAUGGUCUUUCCUCCCAGUUCGGCACCUCCGGCUCCGGCCACGGUCUUUCCUCCCAAUUCGGCGCCUCCGGCUCCGGCCACGGACUCUCCUCCCAAUUCGCCACCUCCAGCCACGGCUUCGGCUCAUCGAAUCUCGCCAUUUCCAGCCAGUUCGGCUCCUUCGGCUCGGGCCACUCCAUCUCCACCCAAUACGGAGUACCUGACGCAGGCCACGGCGUUUCCACCCAAUACGGCGCACCACCAGACGUCAGCUUGCAGGGACCCAUCCACACGAGCGCCCAUUACGGACCACCGCAGCCGUCGCCCAACCCUAAACCACCGCACCCGGGCGCACCGGCUCCACCAACACCUCCAGAAAUCAAGUACGACGGCUGGCAACCAAUCCCCGGAUUAGUUUCUAGAAGACCUACCGACUCCUACGGGGUGCCGCCGUCCGACAACCACGUGGCCGGUGACCUGAGCUACAACAACGACCUGAGCCCACCACCACUCGGACACGACGUUUCAGGACACGGUGUGUCCGGCCACGCCAUUUCAGGAGCCGGAGCCAGCAUUGCCCAAGACAUUUCCAUAACUUCCGGAGGUCACGACUCAUCUGCGGGACACGACAUCGCCUCUUUAGCUUUAAGUAGCAGUUACAACAAGGGUCAAGCCAUCAGUGAUUCCUAUGGGGCUCCAUUAAACACCGUAACUGGCUCAGGCGGAAUUGUAAGUUCAUCCGGUGAGGAAAUUAAUGGCGGCUCCAACGCCCAAGAAAUCCACCACCAGCAGCACGACACAUCCGGUGCCCUAGCCCUAGGGUUGUCUGGAUUAAACCUUGGACAGGACACACAAAUUAACACCAUCAAGAGCAUUGGAUAUGAAAUCUUCCCCAACGGAAACAGUAUUGGUGCCUCAGGCGCCGGAGUAGCUUCAGGAGUUUCGGGCAGCGGUUAUUCGAUUUCUGACAGCUAUGGAGCCCCACCACUAAAUUCCUAUGCCCCAAGUGGCCCUUACGCCGCAGCUCAUUCAUACACCAACCAGGGAUCGUCGUUCGGAUCAUCCCAGAGCUUCCACAGUUCCCACGUAUCCCAUUCUCAUUCUCAUGGAUCGCACAACUCUCACGGAUCACACAGCUACCACGGAUCACAUGGACACGGACAUGGCUCCCAUGGACACCACGGUUCCCACAGAGGUUACAAAGGGUUGUCACUGUCUUCCUCAGGAAUUGGACUGAUUCCUCCAAGUGGUGUUUAUGGGGCACCCAAUGGUCAGUACGGUACUCCUCUCUACUCGGCACCCAAACAACCAAUUUCGUUUGGAAGCUCCGCUCAAGGAAGUUUGUUCCAAAGUAUUGGCUCUCAAGGUGGACUAGACAUUAGUCACAGUUCAGGGUCGACUUAUUUACCACCUGCUAAUAUAGCCAAACCACCAGAACCAUCGACUUUAUACAGUUUGCCAGCAGAACAUUCAUCAAUUUCCUUCCAAAAUGUAGCUCAUGGCUCAUCAACAUCUGGGCUUAGCAGUUUUAAUACUGGAUUACAUAUUGAAGACGCACAAGCUCAGGCUUUAACUAGCUAUAAUGCUCCAUUAGGAACUGUUGAUGGAUCGUACUCCGCAACUUCCGGCAGCCAAGGUGGAGUUGUGGUGGGAUUGGAUCACUCCCAUCCAACUUUGAAUAUUGACUUGACUGGUGGACUACUUCAAGGCAAUAACUAUCAAUCCAGCAGCUAUGCCGUUCAAAACCUACAAACCUCAAUACCUCACGAUUGUAGCUUGCACAGUUCCCAACCUCUACCAUCAUUAUCAUACGGAGUACCAUCAGCCAAUAGUUACACAGCAGCUUUGUCCUCAUUGACAACGAACAUUGGCGGCUCCUACAACCAGCAGGCUAAUUCCGUAGUAGUCCCACACUCAACUUACGGAGUACCAGAUUUGAACGCCGCCCACAGCCAGAAAACUGAAACCAGAGCCAACACCAUUGAAACUGACGACAAAGAAGUCAACGAAUACGGCAAAUCAGUAGCCGAAAGCUUCGGCCCAAACAGUGAACUAAUCAAAUCCCAAAGCAUCGACCUCAACAACAUCCCCCUGCAAGGCAACCUAGGAACUUACACCCUUCAAAUUCAAUCAUCCGACGGAACACCAGGCCCCCAACAAGUCUCCCACGCUCAGGUACUGAACGAAGGUCUACUCCAGUCGAUUUUGGCCGCAAUUGAACAACCCCAGCAAAACGGAGCAGCUGGAGGAGUUGCUGGCCAAUCAGUCAUACAGUUACCACCUCAGCAAUUCUUACCGGCCAACCAGUCUUUGGACGUAAGACACGCGGGUGGGUUCGCGGACGCCGAACCCGCAGCCGCCUCCUCCGAACCGGUGGUCCAGACCGCCGAGAACAAAGAAGACGCCGAGGUCUCCGAGAGUCAGAACGAAGAGGUGAAAGAUGACGGCUUAAGUAUAUUGGACGAUAACGACAUCGCGUUGUACUACAGCAACGACGACAGGUACAAGAAGCAGACGGAAGGCGAAGGCAACGCUGGGGAGAACAAGUCAACGGAAGAAAAGGAAGUUAUUACUAAUGGACAUUAAAUAAGCAGUUAGUGAUGUGUUGCUCAAAGACUUUGUUACGUACAAGAGACUUUUUAUUUAUAUUGAAACGCUUAACUUUUGUUUAUUUAUGACGAGAUUUGUUGUUAAAGAAGGAUUAUUUAUUUACUAAACGAAUAUUUAAUAUUUAUAAGUGUAAAUUUUUUUAGAAAAAAAUAAAUACAAUAAUUGUA
Messenger RNA from Aethina tumida (small hive beetle), 3811 nucleotides. Its product is annotated as hornerin. The coding region runs from base 96 to 3620 and encodes 1174 amino acids. The transcript is spliced from 2 exons. The record is from RefSeq and is a predicted model, not a curated record. Lineage: Eukaryota; Metazoa; Arthropoda; Insecta; Coleoptera; Nitidulidae.